AUGAAGUCUAUCCUAGAUGGCCUUGCCGAUACCACCUUCCGCACCAUCACAACAGACCUCCUCUACGUGGGCUCCAAUGACAUUCAGUACGAAGACAUCAAAGGUGACAUGGCAUCCAAAUUAGGAUACUUCCCACAGAAAUUUCCCUUAACUUCCUUUCGGGGAGGUCCCUUCCAAGAAAAGAUGACUGCAGGAGACAAUGCCCAGCUAGUCCCGGCAGACCAGGCGAACAUCACCGAGUUUUACAACAAGUCCCUUUCAUCCUACAAGGAGAAUGAGGAGAACAUCCAGUGUGGGGAGAAUUUCAUGGACAUGGAGUGCUUCAUGAUUCUGAACCCCAGCCAGCAGCUGGCCAUCGCUGUCCUGUCCCUCACGCUGGGCACCUUCACGGUCCUGGAGAAUCUGCUGGUGCUGUGCGUCAUCCUCCACUCCCGCAGCCUCCGCUGCCGGCCCUCUUACCACUUCAUCGGCAGCCUGGCGGUGGCCGACCUCCUGGGGAGCGUCAUUUUUGUCUACAGCUUUGUUGACUUCCACGUGUUCCACCGCAAAGAUAGCCCCAAUGUGUUUCUCUUCAAACUGGGUGGGGUCACUGCCUCCUUCACAGCCUCCGUAGGCAGCCUAUUCCUCACUGCCAUUGACAGGUACAUAUCUAUUCACAGGCCCCUGGCUUAUAAGAGGAUCGUCACCAGGCCCAAGGCCGUGGUGGCAUUUUGCCUGAUGUGGACUAUAGCGAUCGUGAUUGCCGUGCUGCCUCUCCUGGGCUGGAACUGCAAGAAACUGCAGUCCGUUUGCUCAGACAUUUUCCCACUCAUUGACGAAACCUACCUGAUGUUCUGGGUCGGGGUCACCAGCGUGCUGCUGCUGUUUAUCGUGUAUGCAUACGUGUAUAUUCUCUGGAAGGCUCACAGCCACGCGGUCCGCAUGAUUCAGCGUGGCACCCAGAAGAGCAUCAUCAUCCACACGUCAGAGGACGGCAAGGUGCAGGUGACGCGGCCCGACCAAGCCCGCAUGGACAUCCGGCUGGCCAAGACCCUGGUUCUGAUCCUUGUGGUUUUAAUCAUCUGCUGGGGCCCUCUGCUUGCGAUUAUGGUGUAUGAUGUCUUUGGGAAGAUGAACAAGCUGAUUAAGACGGUAUUUGCGUUCUGCAGUAUGCUCUGCCUGCUGAAUUCCACCGUGAACCCCAUCAUCUACGCUCUGAGGAGCAAGGACCUGAGACAUGCUUUCCGGAGUAUGUUUCCCUCGUGUGAAGGCACCGCACAGCCUCUUGAUAACAGCAUGGGGGACUCAGACUGCCUGCACAAACACGCCAACAACGCAGCCAGCGUUCACAGGGCCGCAGAGAGCUGCAUCAAGAGCACGGUUAAGAUUGCCAAGGUGACCAUGUCUGUGUCCACAGACACGUCUGCCGAGGCUCUGUGA
Molecule: messenger RNA, 1419 nt
Organism: Neomonachus schauinslandi (Hawaiian monk seal)
Lineage: Eukaryota; Metazoa; Chordata; Mammalia; Carnivora; Phocidae
Gene: CNR1
Product: cannabinoid receptor 1
Exons: 1
Coding region: 1-1419 (472 amino acids)
Biological process (GO): G protein-coupled receptor signaling pathway
Cellular component (GO): membrane
Molecular function (GO): cannabinoid receptor activity
Source: RefSeq, a predicted model, not a curated record